Rhopalosiphum maidis (corn leaf aphid) is the source of this 1116-nucleotide messenger RNA. Its product is annotated as odorant receptor 43b-like. Gene Ontology annotation, biological process: sensory perception of smell; detection of chemical stimulus involved in sensory perception of smell. NCBI's taxonomy places the organism in Eukaryota, Metazoa, Arthropoda, Insecta, Hemiptera, Aphididae. Gene Ontology annotation, molecular function: olfactory receptor activity; odorant binding. Bases 1 to 1116 code for a protein of 371 amino acids. Gene Ontology annotation, cellular component: plasma membrane. The transcript is spliced from 5 exons. The record is from RefSeq and is a predicted model, not a curated record.
AUGAGACACAUAGUCGAUACCUAUUUUAAAAAAGCUGGAUGCAGCGACGAGCACGGUUAUGACACGAUGUGCAUGGUGUAUUUCACCUAUUGUGAGUUAACCGUCACACUGUUCCUCAUGGUUUCAACUAGCCUAUUGAUUGCCGACUCGACAGAAGACCUAUCCGUUCGAGCCUACAGUGUCCUAUGCUUUACAAUUGAAUUCAUCAUUUUUUCUUUCAUAAUCAUUAGGUACUACAGUCAGUCACAAUUCCGUGAUAUGUAUCAACGUUCGCGUGGAGUGGGAAUACCGGAAAGCUUAAGACACAAAAUUGCAACUGUGAUUAAACAUCACUUAAUCAUGCCGAACUUGUUCGCGGUAAUUUCCGUGUUAUACACGAUUUCGUCGGAUGCGGUACAGAUUGGCGAUCAGUUCACGUUCCCCUUAGUGGACGUGUUGCCGAUAAAAACGACAAAUGUGUCUAUUUACGUAUGCAAAUAUAUUUUAUACGCUUUGCCCGUAUACUUUGCAUACAUUGAAGUCAGUUUCUUAAAUGUGACGUACAUGUAUUCUAUGGGCAUUUUGCAGACUCAUUUUCAGAUUCUCGACGCACAGGUCAAAGAAUCAAUGACAAAUAUGGAUGAACAUAAAUUAAAGAUCGCCAUCAAACACCAUCAAGAGAUGUUGAAGUUUUUCAAAACAAUGAAGACAGUAUUUGAGAAACCAAUAUUUCUUUUUAUGGUAUCUCGUGGUUUAUUUAUUGGUUUAACUAGUUGUUUAAUAGUUCAAGUCAUACAGGGCUUCAUUCAUCGAAUAAUAUUGGGAUUAUGCUUACUUAGUAGUUUGGAAGGUCUUCUAACAAUUAUAAUUUAUUGCGUUUAUGCAAGUAAUUUGUACAAUUUACACGAUGGUAUAUUGAACGGACUUUUUGAACAUCGAUUAUUUUAUUCUCGAAAAAAAUCAUUUAAUCAUCUUAUAUUAAUAAUGAUGAACAGAGCAUCGAUUCCAUUAUUAAUUAAAGCUGGUUCCAUUUUCACCGUAAACUUAAAUCUACUUGUCAGAAUCCUAAGAUUUGCAUACACGGUGUUAAAUGUUUUACUAACUUCAAUCAAUCACCAACUUAUAAAAACAAAUUAA